This is a messenger RNA of Fusarium subglutinans, 492 nucleotides long. RefSeq lists its product as uncharacterized. Bases 1 to 492 code for a protein of 163 amino acids. The record is from RefSeq and is a predicted model, not a curated record. The transcript has 2 exons. NCBI's taxonomy places the organism in Eukaryota, Fungi, Ascomycota, Sordariomycetes, Hypocreales, Nectriaceae.
AUGGGGGCCAAGACUUCAGGAGAAAGCUUCGAGAAGAUUGAGUCUAUUCAUCAAUACUAUUCACCAUGCUCUUCCAAAGCCUUCUCUCCUCUUCCCUUCUUCUGGCCAUCGCCCAAGCUGGCCCAGCGCGAUGGUCUCCCCGUCUGCGAUGACACUUCCAAGACCUACCCAGGUCCUUACACAGACGGCGAAGGAACCUACGUAACUUCAGACCGAACCACCCAUCCCUACAAAUUCCCCAAGGUCCGUAAAUGCUGGUACGACUACUUCGUCCUCGAGACCUCAAAGGAGUACACCCCAUGGCAGAAAGCCUCCGGCAACAUCUACUGCACCGGCACCCAAGUCUGCACUGCCACCAAGCUCGUUGGCAACGAGGUCUGCCAGGAGAGAUCCGAAAGCGUCAGUGUCAGCGUCGGUGCUGAGAUCGAGGGUUUCAGCCUUGGUCUUGACUUCACGACUACAGAUACCAAGUUCAAGUGUAUUCAGGCUUAG